AUGGCUCCAAUGACAUCAACUGGCUCUGGUUCAAAGGACACGACCAGCUCUCCGUCGACCAUGGCGUCGAUAACAUCAACUAACUCUGAUCCAAUGACCCAAACUAGCUCUACCAUGGCCUCGGUGACUAGUUCUGUGUCUACAAGUAUGGCGUCGACCUCAACUCCUACUGCAGCGACUACUGUACGGACCACAACUAAAGUCAUAUUCUAUCUUGUUGGGGCUUUAAAGAACACUACGAGAGAACGACUUCUGCGUAGCCUGGAAAUAUAUUACAGUACAACGGAAGGAGAUAACGUCAGGAUCUCUUUGGAAACAAUCGAUGUGACCGGCGAUAGUGGGGAGCCGCUUACAGAGGUCUCCUUUACGGUCCAGCUAAGUAAUGGUACAGUCCUAGACACCAAGUACGCGCAGACCAUCAUUGACACGGCUACUGCAGCUGACCAGAGCCAGCUCGGUCUACCCUUACCGGUGUACCAAGGACCCGCAAAGCCAACCCCUGGCACUUCAGCAGAACAGGACUGGUGGGCGAGGAACUGGGCCGCUAUCGCAAUCGGUGUCGCCAUAGCUAUUCUUCUAGCAGCCGUGAUAACGUUGGACAUCAUAAGGCGAAGACAUGAUGAUACAAAAACGGCACAUAUAGACAUUCUCCACAGAAACAAGGCAUUCAACAAAGAUGAUUUCGAUGGGGUACUGAACAAUGGUUACCAUUUGGAUAAGAAUCCUGAUGAGUUGUUGGCCAUGGGCUUUAGCGAAGAAACUGUAUACCAAGGGCCUGGGAUGUCGAUAUCCGUAGAAGAUACGUAUGAGACUCUACACGAAGAACCGAAUUCAAGUGUGGUCAAUAUGGAAGGGUUUGAGUGAUAAUGGAAAUGUAGUGGUUUCCCAUUAAACAUAGCAGAGUUCGGUCAGUUCAAUACCUUGCUCUGGUUCGACACACCUUUGCGUAUUCUCGGAAGAACUAAGUCACUAUAUUUCUUUAAGGCUGAGUUGUUUUCCUUGCCGGAGGAGAGUGGAGCACUGAUCAGAAUGGCGAUUUGAUCCUGAACGGACUGACAUGACGCACAAAUAAGGCACUGCAAACCCGAGUUUCAAGUCGAAUUCCAAAUGGAGUGCAGCGUGGGGUAGAGUUGUGAU
This is a messenger RNA of Lineus longissimus, 1137 nucleotides long. RefSeq lists its product as uncharacterized. NCBI's taxonomy places the organism in Eukaryota, Metazoa, Nemertea, Pilidiophora, Heteronemertea, Lineidae. The coding region runs from base 1 to 864 and encodes 287 amino acids. The transcript is spliced from 5 exons. The record is from RefSeq and is a predicted model, not a curated record.